GUGGGUCCGCGGCGCAGCCCAUCAGGCAUUGCGGUAGGCGCCCUAGGGGCUGGCAGGACCCUGACCCCAAGAUGGCGGCGCCCAGUGAAGUGGAUGCACCUUCCUCUGGCGAAGCCGAUGGCGGGGGCUGCAGCUUUGGAUCGUGGCUAGAUGGACGGUUGGAGGCACUGGGAGUGGACCGAGCUGUUUAUGGUGCCUACAUUCUGGGUGUUCUGCAGGAGGAGGAGGAAGAAGAGAAGCUGGACGCUCUGCAGGGUAUUCUCUCUGCUUUUCUGGAAGAAGAUUCCCUCCUUAGCAUCUGCAAGGAGAUUGUGGAACGGUGGUCGGAAACUCAGAAUGUUGUCACCAAAGUGAAAAGAGAAGAUGAGGUACAGGCCAUUGCUACCCUAAUUGAGAAACAGGCACAGAUUGUGGUGAAGCCCAGGAUGGUGUCAGAAGAGGAGAAGCAGAGAAAAGCUGCCCUCCUGGCCCAGUAUGCUGAUGUGACAGAUGAAGAGGACGAAGCAGAUGAGAAGGAUGAUUCAGGCGCCACCACAAUGAGCAUUGGUUCUGACAAAUUUCUGUUCCGAAAUACCAAUGUGGAAGAUGUCCUCAAUGCCCGAAAACUGGAGCGAGACUUGCUUCGGGAUGAGUCCCAAAGGAAGAAGGAACAGGACAAGCUGCAGAGGGAGAAGGACAAACUAGCCAAGCAGGAGCGCAAGGAGAAGGAAAAGAAAAGGACACAAAGAGGGGAACGAAAGCGAUAACCUUGGUCAACCCUGUGCUUUCUCUUCGUGAACUGAUCAAAGGGAGAAGUGGUUGUGCAAAUGUGUAUUUAGGAGAAAUGAGAGAACAUUGCAAAGUGGUUUCCCAAGGCAUUUCCCUUUUAGUUUACGUGGUUAAACGGAAAAUCACAAACACCUCUAAUUACAAAAUGUGCCAUGUCUCUGUUGCGUGAGUAAUCAAAUUGUUGUAGUUGAUACCUGUACCAAAGAUCUGGAAUGGGGGCAACCUUUAUAUUUUAGUACUGAAGUCCUGAGCUGCUUUUGGCCACUUCAAAAGUCUUCCCUCACCUUGGAUAAACAGGAAUAUUCUGAAGGAACAGUCUCAUGAGCACUCCUUCCCUGAGAUGAAAUGAGGAGUGUAAAUUGCUUCAGAAGUACUAUUCACCCCUAAAUGUAUUGUUUUAAGACUCAAAUAGAAAGUGAAUGAAGAGCCCUACCUGGAUCCAGAUUCUAUGUUACAUGGCAACACACUAGGAAACUGAGAAGUUAUUUGAUGGAUAUUGUAGAUUUGAGAACUUCAAAAAAAAAAAAAAAAAUCAGCCUAUGGGAGGAAAGGAAGUAUCUUUUUAACAUAGAGAUAGUUACAUUUUUCCUUAUUUAGGAUGGGAUUUUAAGAAGGAUGUGUCAGUAUUGUGUGCAAGGAUAUCACUGUUAGAUUCCUCUGAUUGCUAGUAGAGAUUUUAAUCCUUGUUUGCCCCAAAACAUUAAGUAUAAAGACCUGAUAAUUACAGGUUUAGAGAAAGUGGAGAAACCACCUUUUAAGGAAGAAACACUGGAAAUCUCUGCUAACACAAAGAUAUUUAAGAGUGUACAUAGUAGGUGCUCAACAAAUUGAAUGGGUGAGUGAAUGGGAAAUUUGCUUGGGAGAGUCAAAAGUGAGCAGGAACUCUCCAUUUCUACCUUUGUUACAAGUACAUUCAAUUUUUAAAUAAGUCCUUUUCUUCAGGCAGCAGACUGUCAAGAAGCCUGAAGAGAGCAAUUUCUCCGACAAGAUAAAGUUGAUAUUUUAUACCAGGGGUCAGGAAAUUACUGCCUGAAAGACAAACAUGACCCAGUCUGUUUUUAUGUGGUACAAGCUAACAAUGAAUUUUACGUUUUUAAUGGAUUGUUAAAGAUCAUGACAGAGACCUUAUAUGGCUUGUAAAGCCUAAAAUAUUUAUUACCUGGCCCUUUGGAGAAAAAGUUUGCUGACCUCUGUUUUAUACCAUUGAGAUUAACAAAAGUUUUAACCUUUGUGCAGAAGGUGAAAAGAAGCAUGGUUAAGGAAAAAAAUGUGUUACCUCUAUACACUCCUAUAACCGUGGCAUUGGCAAAAUUUUAAACAAAACCACCUUUUUAAAAAAUAAACUAUUUAAAUCAGUGUCUUCUGAUUUACUUUGAUUCCUUCUAGUUACCUAUGGAAAUGAAUUAUAUGUGGAGAGUUGCUUAGCAAUGUGUUGAAUUUUACUUUAUGCUUUGUUUCGCUUAGCCCUAAUAAUCUCUUCUACCAGUAGAACUUCUUCCUGAAAUCCAUAAAUUGCCUGCCUCAGUUUUCCUUUCU
Messenger RNA from Pteronotus mesoamericanus, 2304 nucleotides. RefSeq names its product coiled-coil domain containing 43 (gene CCDC43). The transcript is spliced from 5 exons. NCBI's taxonomy places the organism in Eukaryota, Metazoa, Chordata, Mammalia, Chiroptera, Mormoopidae. The record is from RefSeq and is a predicted model, not a curated record. Bases 72 to 746 code for a protein of 224 amino acids.